AGAGGAGAAAGGGGCCAGUCCUAAACUAAUCCAGGUCUUUGCUGUAUUAUUAUUAUCCAGUACCCGCUCCAGCUGAGACCGAACUCCAGGAACAGACAGCCCGGUGCAAGGCUCAGCCUCCUGCUGUAUGAGUCCAUGGAUUACCUGUGUUUUCGAGCCCUCUGUUGUAAGGGUCCUCCGCCACCCCGGCCUGAAUAUGAUAUUGUUUGUAUAGGGCUGACAGGAUCUGGUAAGACCAGCCUCUUAACACAACUCUGCAGUGAAAGCCAAGAAAAUAUUGUGCCUACCACAGGUUUUAGUAUAAAAGCAGUCCCAUUCCAGAGUGCCAUCUUAAAUGUGAAAGAGCUUGGAGGAGCAGGAAACAUCAGGAAAUACUGGUGUCGCUACUACCAGGGAUCACAGGGAGUAAUAUUUGUUCUUGACAGUGCCUCAUCUGAAGAAGACCUAGAAAUUGCCAGGAAUGAGCUACAUUCUGCUCUACAACACCCACAGUUAUGCACUUUACCAUUUUUAAUACUGGCCAAUCAUCAAGACAAACCAGCCGCUCGUUCUGUACAAGAGAUCAAAAAGUAUUUUGAGCUGGAGCCUCUUGCCCGAGGGAAGCGAUGGGUUCUUCAGCCGACAUCCCUGGAUAACAUUGCGGCAGUAAAAGACAGCUUCUCAAUGUUAAUAAAUUUACUAGAUGAACAAGAUCUUGAACCCAUUCAAAUCUGAAUACUCCAUGGAACAAAAUCCUCAUCAAACUAUACUUCUGCUGGCAACUUAUACAUCAACACAACAGUAAAAGGGCUGAUUGUAUGGCAGAUUAGAUUUUAGAAAAUUUAGGAGGCAGUAACUUCUAUGUUAUCCAUUCGUUUUUAAUCUUUUUAAUAACUAAAUAAAUCCUCCAGUGUGCUACUAGCAGCUUGAGCUGCUACUUAUACUAGCGUCCUCUUGCUCACCGAUAGGCUUAUGUCUGGAAUCCCUUUAUUUAUAGCCUAAAACAAAAUGCUUGUAACUAGCUUUUCAUAAUAUGGAUUUUACAACAAUUUUACUUUACCAGCUAUAUUUUAAUUGCCAUAAAACAAACCUUCACUGCCAAUGCCAUCUAAAGUUUUUUGUUGUCACUACUAUGGCUUAUGUAAUACUUAAAUUCCAGCUUCAUGUACUAUAAUUUAUUAAUGCAACCCCUAUAUAUUCCUUUUCUUCUAUAUAUUUAUUAAGCACUUUAACAACCAUGGUGCUUUUAAGUGUUGCUUUGAAGUGGUUGUUUAUAUAUAUAUAUAUAUAUAUAUAUAUAUAUAUAUAU
This is a messenger RNA of Bombina bombina (fire-bellied toad), 1288 nucleotides long. RefSeq names its product ADP ribosylation factor like GTPase 15 (gene ARL15). Bases 136 to 714 code for a protein of 192 amino acids. Gene Ontology annotation, molecular function: GTPase activity; GTP binding. NCBI's taxonomy places the organism in Eukaryota, Metazoa, Chordata, Amphibia, Anura, Bombinatoridae. The transcript is spliced from 5 exons. The record is from RefSeq and is a predicted model, not a curated record.